AAAGGAAAGAAACGGAUGCGCCGAAUUUGCAUAAACUUUCUGAUAGCCUUGAUAAAACGGUACUUAACAAAUCUAUUGCGGAAGAAAGACCGCCAGUGGUAUCAUUAAUACGUGCCGAAAAUGCUACAAAUAAUACUUCUUCUGCGCCGUCCAAUGUGGUGAAAAAGAUUCCAGAUGUAUCAACAAAUUUUACCAAACCUGAGACGGUACAACAAGCACCACCUCCGAAGAAGAGAAUAAGGAAAGUUGUCCGAGUCGUCAAACGUGUUAGGAAGCCGAAACCAGUUGUCCCGGGACAGAAACCAGAGUUGGCUUACCUCACAGAGACAUUCACAGCACUCAACAGUUCAACACUCAAGCCGGGAUACUACAACAGCACGGAGGUGGAAAAAAUGAGAAAACACAUCUUGAAGUUCUACAACCCAGAAAAACACUUGACAAUGACCACGUCGAACCUGCAAGUUGGCCAGCACGUUAAAUACGAAAUUCCAACGAAAAGUUACUUCAAUGUCACCGAGAACUUUUACAAGGUCGUCCCAAAGGUGUCACCCCUAAAGGGCCGCCAUUUUAACUCUUGCGCAGUCGUGGGGAAUUCUGGGAUUGUUCUAAACAGCAAAUGCGGUCAAGAAAUCGACUCCAUGGAUUUCGUUAUAAGGUGUAAUCUACCACCUACUUCGGGUUACGAAAAAGAUGUGGGAUCGAAAUCAAACUUUACAACAAUGAAUCCGUCGGUGAUCUCCGUGUAUUAUAGAAAAUUUCUGAAGAUUAAAAAGGACCACGAACGGUUGUUACGUCGACUGAGACAAAUCGGGGACCAGAUCUUGUACGUACCGGCGUUUACGAGCGGCGGUGGCAGGAAUAUGAACGAGGUCGCUGGGUUCAUGCUGCAAUAUAAUCUUCAGAUCAAGACGGCGUUUCCGCCACCGGGCAUCAACAAUAUCAUCAGAUCAAUCUGGAAAAAUUCGCAGUUCAGACUCCGCCGUCCGUCCACGGGGGCCCACAUGUACGCGCUGGCCGCUACCAUGUGUGACAGGAUCCACAUGUAUGGGUUUUACCCCUUCAGCACGGAUCCGUACGGAACACCCCUCAGGUACCACUACUACGAGAACUCGAAGAUGAUCAAAGUCGCCACGCACAACAUGCCGGAGGAGUUCAGGGCGUUGCAGAUGCUCCACCAGCGGGGCGCACUGGUACUGCACACAGAGCCAUGUCAGUGAUUCGUGAUUCGUGAUGAGAUAAACAUGGAGGUCAAAAUCUUGGAGGCUGGGAGAAAGAGACAGUGGAAUAUGCACAGAAUCAGCGUAGAUAAUAAAGGGUUAAUGCCCCAGCCCGAGGUG
Molecule: messenger RNA, 1337 nt
Organism: Branchiostoma belcheri (Belcher's lancelet)
Lineage: Eukaryota; Metazoa; Chordata; Leptocardii; Amphioxiformes; Branchiostomatidae
Product: CMP-N-acetylneuraminate-poly-alpha-2,8-sialyltransferase-like
Exons: 3
Coding region: 393-1217 (274 amino acids)
Biological process (GO): N-glycan processing; oligosaccharide metabolic process
Molecular function (GO): alpha-N-acetylneuraminate alpha-2,8-sialyltransferase activity
Source: RefSeq, a predicted model, not a curated record